Aspergillus alliaceus is the source of this 1947-nucleotide messenger RNA. RefSeq names its product alpha-1,2-mannosyltransferase ALG11. The coding region runs from base 103 to 1764 and encodes 553 amino acids. Gene Ontology annotation, biological process: protein N-linked glycosylation. NCBI's taxonomy places the organism in Eukaryota, Fungi, Ascomycota, Eurotiomycetes, Eurotiales, Aspergillaceae. Gene Ontology annotation, molecular function: GDP-Man:Man(3)GlcNAc(2)-PP-Dol alpha-1,2-mannosyltransferase activity. Gene Ontology annotation, cellular component: endoplasmic reticulum membrane. The record is from RefSeq and is a predicted model, not a curated record. The transcript has 2 exons.
GUCGCCAGCUGUUUAAUCCGCAGCUCCUUUGCAGCAUUGCCUGCGCGCCACCUGAUGUACGGAUGAGACUACCAUAGUUAUGUGCAUUAUCCUCAGCUAGCCAUGAUGCUAUUUCUAUUGAAGACGGUGAUCACCGUCCUUGCGCUUCUCGCAACCUGCGUUUUGCUACCCCAGCUUCCCCUAGGGGUUCUACGCUUCGUCCUCCGUGGUAUUGGAUGGGUCAUCCAAAAGCGAACGAGGUCUCGUAGAGAGUAUAUCCUGUCGCGUGUCCGGGCUGAAGAUGAGGAAGCUUUAUCCGAGCGGGCCAGAUCACCUUCUGGGACUCAGGGAGAAGAUGAGGAUUGGGAGAAACUCGACUCCUCUAGCUCCGGUUCAGGGACAUCUGGUAGUAACGAGGCCCAGGAAAGUGACGAUUGGGAUGGGAUUAUAGGUUUCUUUCACCCAUUUUGUAAUGCUGGCGGAGGCGGAGAACGUGUCCUCUGGGAAGCCGUCAGGGCAACGCAGAAGCGAUGGCCCAAAGCAAUCUGCGCUAUAUACACAGGAGAUCACGAAGUCAGCAAAACUGCCAUGCUGGAGAGGGUUCGGAACCGGUUCAACAUUCAACUACACGCUCCGACAGUGGUCCUACUAUACCUUAGUACCCGCAAAUAUGUCCAGAGCAGCAUGUAUCCUUACAUGACUUUAUUGGGCCAGUCUUUGGGAUCCCUGCUUGUCGCCUACGAUGCAUUUAAUCUCCUAGUCCCAGACGUCUUUGUCGAUACUAUGGGCUAUGCAUUCACCCUAGCCUUCUGCAAGAUGCUGUUCCCAUCUGUCCCAACGGGUGCCUACGUGCACUACCCCACCAUUUCCACAGAUAUGCUCCAGUCUCUUGAUGAUACGACCGGUUUGAAAGGAGUAAAUUCUGGUGCCGGAAAGGGAUUGAGGGGACAGAUCAAGCGAAAGUACUGGCUUGCCUUCGCCCGCCUUUACGGCUGGGUCGGGGGGCAUGUGGACGUUGUGAUGUGCAAUUCGUCUUGGACAUCUGCGCACAUUCGCACCAUUUGGGGCCCAUUCCGGCGGGUGCAAACCUACAAGGAGCCAACUGUUAUCUUUCCACCCACGGCCGUCUCGGAACUUCAAUCGACCAUUACGGUUGACGCGGAGAGCGAGAAAACUAGGGAGCCUCUUAUCCUAUACAUUGCGCAGUUCCGGCCAGAAAAGAACCAUCCGUUAGUCUUACGCUCGUUCGCACGCUUCCUCCGGGAACGCAGCAAGAACCCUGCCUUAGCCUCGCAACCACAGCCCAAAUUAGUCCUCAUUGGCUCGGUUCGGCAUGCUAGUCCCGAUGAAACCCAUAUCUACAACCUCCGGCUUCUGGCACACGAACUCCGUAUCCGCGAUCAUGCCACCUUUAUCUGCGACGCCAGCUGGCCCGCUAUUCUGUCUCACCUUGGUACAGCAUCAAUCGGCGUUAAUGGCAUGUGGAACGAACACUUUGGCAUCUGCGUAGUAGAAUACCAAGCCGCCGGCCUGAUCAGCGUGGUGCAUGACUCUGGUGGUCCUCGCGAGGACAUUGUCAUUGACUUGGGCGAUGGCGCAACAGGCUUCCGCGCCUCAACAGAAGACGAGUUCGCUGCCGCGUUCGAGACUGCGCUGGCUCUACCAGAGGGUGAAAAAGUUGCAAUGCGCUUACGUGCGAGGAGAUCUGCUCUGCGCUUCACUGAGCAGGAAUUUUCCCUCAAAUGGAUUAGUGAAAUAGGGAAGCUCGUUCGCAUGCAUGUUUAGUGAUUUGAAGAAGAGUCGACGACCUAAGAUUUCCAAAGAUAUACUAUGUACUUUGCAGUAUUAGAAAGUUUCUGGACCCAGCAGAUGAGCGAGCAUAUAUGUGGUCGUUUGGUGUGAGCAUCUGUAUCGAAUAGCAGCGCAUCUCCUAUAUAUGUAUACUCAAAAGCUCCCAACUCUGAUAGC